AUGGCGACGGCACCUCCGGCAUCGCUGCUGGAGGAACUCCCCAGGGAGUGUCUCGACGCGGUCCUCGGCGGACUCGCCGCCGGGGAUGUCAGGAGCGCGAUGCAGUGCUCCACGACCAUGCGAGACGCGGGAACUCGCUUUUGGAGGGACGCGCUCUUUCGCGACUUCGGUUUCGUCGCGCCGACGGAGGAGGCGGACGACGACGGGCGCCGGUGGCGUCGCCUCUACGACGCGAUCUCCGAUCGAAUCCGUCCUUCGCGCACGCGUCUCAAAGACACCGGCUGCCUGCGCGUCAACGGCAUCUACUGCGACGGCGGCGUCGACGAGUGCACGGAGGAGCAGUGGUUCCGAAACGUGUUCGACGUCGACGCGCACGACCGCUUCUACUGCAGCGCGGCGUCCUCGAACGUCUCCGUCAUCGGCUGCGUCGUCGCGGGCGAACGCAACGAGGCGUACGGUUACGACGAGUACCGGCUCGAACGACGCGCGUACAUGACGCGCCGGUGUAACCUCAACGCGCUGAUGCUGACCGCGUUCGAGGAGGACCGCAUCCGCGCGCAUUCGGACGAAACAUUCGUCCCUCGGUCGUUCCAGGAGGUGUUGAGGCACUGCAAGACCUCCAGGGAGGUCUUCGACUUUGGGCGGUGGCCGGACUCGCGGCUGCUGGAGUUCUUCGUCGCGCGUCUGCAGGCGGCGCAGGACGGGGACCCGGUCGCGGCGCUGCUGUUCGACGGCGUGGACGGCGUGGAAGACGACUUCGUGUUGUCACGCUCGACACAACGACAUAACAACUUGAAGUCGCUCGCGCAACGCGUGAAGGAAGCGUCCGUCGAGGAAGCGAUCCCGACGUCGUCGCAGAACGCCGCCGACGGCGUCGACGCCGAGAGGACGGGCGACGCCGGGCAGAGGGACCUCAGGCGGGAGAUCGAGAGGGCGCGGCGAUACGCCGCCGACGCGACGUCGCCGCCGCCGCCGCCGCGCCCGGAACAUCUCGUCGAAGAGCGAACCCUCGAGGCCCGGCUCGAACGCGAGCGCGCGUCGUUCAUCUCGAACCGCGCCGCGUCUCUGACCGAGUGCCCCGGCGGCCGAGCGCACGGCGGCGAGCCGUUGCGCUUGCUCGCGACCGAGGGCGCGAUGGCCGCGUUCGGACGCGCGAGCGCGAGCGAAGAGACCCGCGCGCCGUGGGAACACCCGAUCCAAUUUUUCCCGGAGGAGCGGCGAGCCGCGACGCGCGCGUCGCGAUGCGUCGACGCGAUCGUCACGCGCGUGGACAUCUCCAGAGAGGGGCAGUUCACGUGCCCGGUCGCGAGCGGCGUCGUCUUCUUCGGUCCCGGGCCGGGCGCGUGCGACGACGCCGAGGAGGUGGAGCGUUGGUGCGUCGCGUCGACGCGGGGACCGGACGCGACCGGAGGCCCCGCCGCGUUCGACGACGUCGACGCGAGAGAGAAAGUGUUCGACCUGGUCGACGGCGACGACGACGACGCCGGCCGCGGCUUGCCGAAGAUCGUCGCCGUUCACGGCUUGGAAGGCGGCGUCGCGUACGAGUUUGCGCGCGUGAAGACGCCGCCGGGGAGUCGCGCGUUUACGCCGGCGCUUUGGUUCAAGUUUUACGCGAAACGAGCGGGCGUCGACGCCGCCGCCGCCGCCGCCGACGACGGACCCUCCCGCAACGACCUCUCGCCCACGAGGGACGUCAUGUCCGUGCGGCUGAAACUCCCGCGAUGGGCGCGGUGCGUCUGCGUGAAGUUGAUCAGAUGCGAGAACCUGAUGCACGAUUGGGAGGACCUGCACGACGACGAAAAUCUGGACGUGCGCCGCGUCGCGCUGCACGGCGCGACGAUCGACGUGGACGCGUCCGCGCGCGCGCCUUGA
Micromonas pusilla CCMP1545 is the source of this 1872-nucleotide messenger RNA. RefSeq lists its product as uncharacterized. Gene Ontology annotation, molecular function: protein binding. The record is from RefSeq and is a predicted model, not a curated record. NCBI's taxonomy places the organism in Eukaryota, Viridiplantae, Chlorophyta, Mamiellophyceae, Mamiellales, Mamiellaceae. The coding region runs from base 1 to 1872 and encodes 623 amino acids. The transcript has a single exon.